Heterocephalus glaber (naked mole-rat) is the source of this 1476-nucleotide messenger RNA. It is a transcript of the gene Cavin2, whose product is annotated as caveolae associated protein 2. Lineage: Eukaryota; Metazoa; Chordata; Mammalia; Rodentia; Bathyergidae. Gene Ontology annotation, molecular function: protein kinase C binding. The record is from RefSeq and is a predicted model, not a curated record. Gene Ontology annotation, cellular component: cytoplasm; caveola.
GGCCAGCAACCCUGCAGCAGAGGGCUCCGUGCUGUGGAGAACGUGGUUAGGAAGUGUAUGCGCGAGCUUGUCAGCGCUGAGUGGUUCUCAGCCCGCUGACCUUCGCCUCCCACUGGGUGGAGUAGGGCCUUUAAGAGCAGUUGGAAUGCAGCUCCCCUGAGCAGCUUAGCCAGUUGUUGCCUGUCUGAACCUCUGCCAGUCCUGGGAGCAGCGCUCAGACCUCAACCUGCAGGCCUCCUUCUGCACCCUCUCCUCUGCCCCUCCGGCCCCCGCAAGAUCAGCCACCGGGGAGGAGGCCGUGUCACCUGUCCAGCUAUGGGAGAGGACGCCACCCAGGCCGAAAGGUUCCAGCACCCGAGCUCUGACGCACGCCAGGAGAAGCCCUCGAGCCCCAGCCCCAUGCCCUCCUCCACGCCGAGCCUGAGCCUGAACCUGGGGUGCCCGGAAGAGGCCAUCCGGGACAACUCGCAGGUGAACGCCGUCACGGUGCACACGCUGCUGGACAAGCUGGUGACCAUGCUGGACGCCGUGCAGGAGAACCAGCACAAGAUGGAGCAGCGGCAGGUCGGCCUGGAAGGCUCGGUGAAGGGCAUCCAGAGCGACCUCGCCAAGCUGUCCAAGUACCAGGCCUCCACCAGCAGCACGGUGGGCAAGCUGCUGGAGAAGUCGCGCAAGGUGAGCGCGCACACGCGAGCCGUCCGGGAGCGCAUGGAGCGGCAGAGCGUGCAGGUGAGGAGACUGGAGAGCAACCACGCCCAGCUCCUGCGACGCAACCACUUCAAAGUGCUCAUCUUCCAGGAAGAACAUGAGAUCCCUGCCAGCGUGUUUGUGAAGGAGCCGGCCUCGGGCGCCGCGGAAGCCGAGGGCGAGCGGCGGUCCCUGGAGGCUACGCUGCACUCGGUGGACCUGUCCUCCUCGGAGGACGAGGCGGCCCGCGACGAGCAGGUGGCGGAGGACGCUGCGGCGGAGAAGACUGAAGAGAGCAGGGCCGAGAAACUCAAGCGCUCCAGCCUGCGGAAGGUGGACAGCCUCAAGAAAGCAUUUUCCCGCCAGAACAUCGAGAAGAAGAUGACCAAGCUGGGCACCAAGAUCGUCUCGGCGGAAAGGAGGGAGAAGAUGAAGAAAUCGCUCGCCUCCAACCAUCCGAAGACGCCCCCGGGGGGCAAAAGUUCUCCCUUCAAGGUUUCUCCCCUCACCUUCGGGAGAAAGAAAGUGCGCGAGGGGGAGAGCGGAACGGAGAGGGAGGCCGCGCUGGAGGAGGAGGGGGAGGGACAGGGGGAGGGACAGGGGGAGGGGGAGGGACCGGGGGAGGGGGAGGGCUCCCCCACCGAGGGUCUGGCCUGGCCAGAGGCCGAGCGGGCGCCCAGGAGGGGCAGCGCGAGCCUGAGCAGCACGGAGGACGAGGGCAACCUAGUGCUGGCCCCAGAGGCCCCAGAGGCCCCGGAGGCCGCGCUGCAGCCGGGCCGCAGCGCCUGA